AUGUCGACUCUCGAAGAUAUCGAGUCCAAACGCUCUCCCCAGGAGAAGACCUCUUCGGUCGAGACGACCGACCUGCAGAAUCAUGAUGACCCUGAUAUUAUCAUCGAGGCUGGGUUGCGCAGAGGUCUGUUGGGACGACACAUUUCUCUGAUCUCACUGGCAAGUGUCAUUGGCGCGAGCUGCUUCUAUGGAUUUGGCUAUGCCUUGUUUCUCUCCGGGCCCCUGGGUGCUCUGCUGGGCUUCUCAAUCGUUGGCUGGAUCGUAUGGGCUUUGAUGCAGAGCGUUGGCGAAGUGACGACAAUGUUUCCCAUCGCAGGCGGCUUCGUCGAACACGCCAAUCGCUUCGUCGACCCUGCCUUUAGCUUCGCCAUGGCCUGGAUGUACUACUUCAUGUGGUCGGUCUUCCUAGGAAGCGAAUGGAAUGGCGCCAUCUUGAUUCUUCAAUACUGGGUUCCUGAGGAGCAUAUGCCUCUGUGGGGAUGGACUCUCGUCUUCUGGGCUUUCUUCUCCAUCCUCAGCACGCUCGGCGUCGUGGUAUAUGGCGAAGUGGAAUACUAUCUGGGCUACGUCAAGCUCUUCUCGCUGGCCCUUUGCUUCUUCCUCUCCCUUCUGGUCAAUGUCGGUGCCUUUGGAAAUGGCUACAUUGGCUUCAAGUACUGGGGGCAUCCAACCGGCCCGAUCAUCAACGGUAUAAAUGGAUUUGGUCAAGUGUUCGUCCUCGCCUCGGCCUACUACGUCGGUACGGAAAUCAUCUCCCUAGCUGCGGGCGAGACCAAAGAUCCAAGAAAAUCCAUUCCAAAGGGAGUCAACAACGUGGUAUGGCGAAUCCUGUUCGUGUACCUUGGCCUCAUCUUUUUCCAAGGCAUUGUCUGCCCUUCGGAUUCCGACCAACUGGUCAACGCAAAUUCUACGACCGCAUCCUCCCCGUUUACGAUCGCAUUUGAAAAGGCCGGCUGGUCUUGGGCGGGCCACUUUGUCAACGCCCUGAUCACCAUCGCCUUCAUCUCGGCUGUCAACGGUUGUAUCUACGUACAGUCACGGGCCCUGUAUGCCCUCGCAUUGACCGGUCGAGCACCGAAGUUCUUCACCAUCACGUCCAAGAAAGGAGUUCCCUACGUCUCUAUUCUUACAUCCUGUCUCUGGGGAUUCCUCGCCCUCAUGAAUAUUGGCGUGACGGCCGGACAAGUCUUCUCAUACAUGACCAGCGUCGGUGGAUCAGCUGCAUACAUUGCUUGGGCUGGGAUCAUAUUCACCCAUCUCCGCGUGCGUGCGGGCAUGGAUAAACAGGGCAUCCCCCAGUCUUCCUAUCCCUUCCGAGCGUUUGGGAGUAUCUGGAUCUACCGCUUCAAUCUCUUCCUUUGUCUGUUCCUCCUCUUCAUUCAGGGGUUCACUUCCUUUGAACACCCGUUCAAUUGGAGAUCUUUCAUCUCGGACUAUAUCACCAUUCCAACCUCGCUGCUACUGUUCGUGGGAUGGAAAUGGUACCACAACACUCGCUGGGUCCGUCUGAGUGAAAUGGACUUCUCAGAUCGUCUGGUGAAACUCGAGGAAGAAGAGGAAUUGGAGAAACAGUCUUUCGUGAACAAAGUGACGGGCAAACUCAGACUGCGCAGGCGCCGUGUGUCAUAG
Molecule: messenger RNA, 1629 nt
Organism: Capronia epimyces CBS 606.96
Lineage: Eukaryota; Fungi; Ascomycota; Eurotiomycetes; Chaetothyriales; Herpotrichiellaceae
Exons: 8
Coding region: 1-1629 (542 amino acids)
Biological process (GO): amino acid transmembrane transport
Cellular component (GO): membrane
Molecular function (GO): amino acid transmembrane transporter activity
Source: RefSeq, a predicted model, not a curated record